Messenger RNA from Triticum aestivum (bread wheat), 2106 nucleotides. RefSeq lists its product as uncharacterized. The record is from RefSeq and is a predicted model, not a curated record. Bases 35 to 1396 code for a protein of 453 amino acids. The transcript is spliced from 2 exons. NCBI's taxonomy places the organism in Eukaryota, Viridiplantae, Streptophyta, Magnoliopsida, Poales, Poaceae.
CAUAUCGUUUUACAUGGUAUCAGUUUAGGUUACGAUGUCUUCCGCUGCAUACACCGCCGCUGCCGCCGCCGCCACCGCCGUGGCUCCAGCUGCCGCCACCGCGGCGCCAGCUCCUGUCUCGCCUUUCCUCGCCUCCCGUCCGCUGGCAACGGUGUGGCAGGCCCAGUCCCCCGGGUCCGUCUCUUCUGGCUCCCCGAUCAGAUCUGAAGGGAUGGGCGAUCUGCCUCCAUCGAUCGGUGGCUCGACCAACUACGUCGUGCCGUCGUCCUACGGUGGCGCCGCGUACGCUGCCCCGUCCAUGUACGGGCCCCCGGCUGCACCAAUCCAUCCGUCUGGGUAUGCUGCCUCGCCCAUGUACAGGCCCCCGGCUGCAUCGCUCCAAGGCGUACUGCCUCCACAAGCUGCUCCUGUGAUGACCCAUGGUGUGGCGCCGCUCCAGGACGUACUUCCCCAACCGGCUCCAGCGGCGAGCUAUGGUGCAGCGCCGCCGCCAUCAUCCACGUGGCGUGCGCCUUCCUACGGCACGGUGCAACCGCAACCCUAUACGGCGCCCGCGCAGCCGAUGUCCUACGGCGCUGCGUCUACCACGCCCCAUGGGGGGCCUGCCGCACCUCACUACGGUGCACAUACUGCUGCUCCGCCUGGCGCCUACCCGUCGCUGAAGUAUGAUGGUGUCGUGCCCGCGUCGCAUCCGUCCAUUCAUGUGGAUCCUGCCGUGGCGUCGUCGCCCUUCUACUUCUCGCAUCUACUUCCGGUGAAGCUCUCGCGGGACAAAUAUUUGUCGUGGCGUGCUCAAGUGCUGCCUCUCCUUCGAAGCCGCUACUUGGAGGGAUACGUGGAUGGAUCCCUCCCGUGCCCGCCGCCGUAUCAUCCGGCGUAUCACACGUGGGUGGCUCAGGAUCAGGCCAUCCUCUCCGCCAUCCAGUCAUCGCUCACUCCGAGCGUCUCGUCACUGGUUAUCUUCACCGCCACGUCUCGCGAUGCAUGGGCGGCGCUACACACCAGCUUCGCCUCUCAGUCUCAGGCGCGUGCUCAUUCUAUACGCACCGAGUUGGGCGAGACUAAGCUCCGCGACCUCAGCAUCACGGACUACUUCAACAAGAUGACCGGCUUCGCUGACACACUGGCCUCGAUCGGUCAGCCGCUUCUUCCCGAGGACUUCACCACCCAUGUCCUUAAUGGACUUGAUGACGACUAUGAUAAUCUCGUUGAGAGUGUUCAUGGUCGCGACGCUCCACUUCAGCCUCGUGAGCUCUAUGCGCGCCUUCUCGGUCGCGAACAGCGCAUCAAGGCGCGCCGUGCCUCCCCGAGUUUCGCCUCUGCGAACACCGCAACCCGCCGUAAACCGCAGAAGCCGUUCUCGCCGGGUGGCAAGCAGGCAUCCUCGCCGCAGUAGGCUUCGCGAUCUGCUCCGCCGCCGUCCAUCACUGGUGGUGGCCGUCCACACGCCUGUUGCCCAUGCUGUGGGGCCCCGCAGGCCUGCCAGCUUUGUGGCCUCGAGCGUCACAUCGCCUCUCGCUGUCAUCGCCGCUACAAGAAGGACUUCCUUGGCCUUGGCAACAACGGCAAAGGGAAUGAGAAGCAGGCGGCUGCUGCAGUGGCAAGUCAUGAGCACGGGCACACCCCAUCCUACUCCAUUGAUCCGACGUGGCACAUGGACACGGGGGCUACCAACCACCUGACGAGCGAGAUGGGGAAACUCUCCACUCAGGAGCCAUAUCGCGGUCAUGAUUAGGUCCACACUGCCAGUGGAGCAGGAUCGGGACACGAGGGACGUUCUUCUUAGCGGGCGUCUGCGCCAUGGUCUGUAUGCGCUUGAUGCACCGCACCCACUUCCUGCGCAGAGUCCUCCCCAGGCCUUCAGUGGUGUUCGUGUGUCGCCUACGCACUGGCAUGCGCGCCUUGGUCAUCCUGCUGCUCUGAUAGUUCGUCAUGUUCUGCAUCGUCAUGAGCUUCCAGUUGUGUCAAAUAAAAUUGCUGAAACUAUCUGUGAUGCCUGUCAGCAAGGCAAGAGUCAUCAACUUCCGUUUUUAGAGUCAAGUCGUGUUGUUCAACACCCUCUUGAGCUUGAUUUUUCUGAUGUGUGGGGUCAUGCCCAAACGUCUA